UGAAAUGUUUGUGCUAAGUCGCUAAAUUUCUUAGCUGAAUGUAGCUGGUGCAAGUAUUUCUUCAAGUGUGUGGUAGUCGUCAAUUAGAGGAUCUGGUGAUGACUGUAUGCCGAAGGAUCUUGAAUUUGGGACUUAUUUCCAUGUAAAAUUAUUGGAUCAGUUUGAAAGAAGUUGUAAUCUUAAUCUGUUAGGAAUCAGGCAUUUGAUUACACUUAUGUGGUUCGACCAAAGGUUUUAACUGUUUUCAGUGAUGAAGUGAUUUAGUGGGAAUCUGGGAGUUCAAUUGACCGGAAGUUAGAGCUCUGAUGGUGUGGAUACUUGAAAAGGACCAUACAAUGUGGCCUUAAUUUUGUUUUCCGCAGAAUUAUUGUGGAAUCACCAAAGCGGCUGCAAUGUAUCAAAUGUUGGCCACAAGUUGGAAGCUUGAGGAAGCUCUUCAGCUGUUUUAUGUUGGAAAUGAGGGUGGUACCAUGGCAUCAUAUUUGCACUCUCCACCAAAAGAAAAUGAUAGACCUCCGGCUGAUCAGAAUUCAAGUGGAAAUGUAGCAGACAUUGAUCAGCAUGUGAGCCAAGAUGAUGGCGAUGAAGUACGGGCACCUAUACCCGUGAAAAGGGAUGUUCUUUAUGACAAUGCAACCCUGUAUGGAUCAAGAAUGGGAUACCCAUCGCACGAAGCUCCUGUAGUGGUUCCCUUCCGCAAUUUUAGUGAGGAAAUGAGACGUCCUGGCAUUUGGGAAUCAGACCAAGCUGCCACCUCUACAGUUGAUAAUUCUCGUGAUAGUCUUGCGUCUUUAUACCGUCCUCCAUUUGAUUUGAUGCACAAUGGGCCCUUUGAAAAGGCAAAAGAUGCUGCUAAAAUCCAGGACAAAUGGUUCCUCGUAAAUGUGCAAUCUGCAAAGGAAUUCAGCUCACAUAUGCUUAAUCGUGACACGUGGGCAAAUGAAGCUGUUGCUCAAACUAUCAGUUCUAAUUUCAUCUUUUGGCAGGUAUAUGAUGACACACAAGAAGGCAGGAAGGUCUGUACCUAUUACAAGUUGGACUCUGUUCCUGUGAUUCUUGUAAUUGAUCCCAUCACAGGUCAGAAAAUGCGCUUAUGGCGUGGCAUGGUUCAACCAGAGAGUUUACUGGAGGAUCUUUUAGCAUUCAUGGAUAAAAGCCCAAAGGAUCAUGUCAGCUUAUCUCAUAAGCGUCCAAGAGAGAGUUCUCAUACUUCACCUCACAAAGUACAAGAGGCUACGGUGGCUGCUGGUGCAACUAAUGAAGAAGAUGAAGAACUGUUACAAGCAUUGGCAGCUUCAGUGGAAAGCAUCAAAGAGGAUAGUAGAGUGGUGUCAAAUGUCAAUGAGACAAAUAAUACUGGCAAAGAAACAGAGACAUGUUUGAUAAAGAAGCCUUCAUAUCCACCUCUUCCUGAAGAACCCAAGGGUGACAGAAACAUGCUUUGCAGGGUUGGCAUUCGUCUUCCUGAUGGCCGCAGGCUGCAAAGGAACUUCCUCCGAACUGAUCCUAUACAGCUACUCUGGUCAUUCUGCUACUCUGAACUGAAGGAAGCCAAGGCACGGCCAUUUCGGUUGGCACAGGCUAUCCCGGGAGCUUCAAAGUUUCUUGAUUACGACAGCAAACAAACAUUUGGCGAGUCGGGGCUCGCCAAUACAAUGAUCUCAGUCACUUGGGAGUGAGUGUGACAACACAUAUAUAUAAUUGCUGGUGCUGGAUGCCAUUCCAGGAAUGUCUGUUAAUGUGGCGCAGUCUUGCAUUUCGAAGAAUUUUGGUGAUAAAAGAGCCGAAUUUCCUUGUUUUUCAUUUUGCUUCUAAACCAGAAUUGUGUUGGAGCAAAGGGGUAUUUGGAACCAGUGACUGGGAGAAGUUUUAUGGUAUUUUUAUUAUAAUUUCUGUACAUAUUCCAUGCCUGGGCAUGAUAUACUCUUUGUCAAUGUUAUACAUAUUUUUAUAUAUUCUCUUUGUUUCAGGCAGA
Messenger RNA from Diospyros lotus (date-plum), 1975 nucleotides. Its product is annotated as plant UBX domain-containing protein 7. NCBI's taxonomy places the organism in Eukaryota, Viridiplantae, Streptophyta, Magnoliopsida, Ericales, Ebenaceae. Gene Ontology annotation, biological process: proteasome-mediated ubiquitin-dependent protein catabolic process. Gene Ontology annotation, molecular function: ubiquitin binding. The coding region runs from base 393 to 1679 and encodes 428 amino acids. The record is from RefSeq and is a predicted model, not a curated record. The transcript has 10 exons. Gene Ontology annotation, cellular component: nucleus.